Messenger RNA from Lingula anatina, 1572 nucleotides. RefSeq lists its product as uncharacterized. The record is from RefSeq and is a predicted model, not a curated record. Lineage: Eukaryota; Metazoa; Brachiopoda; Lingulata; Lingulida; Lingulidae.
AUGGCCGAGAUAAUGGAAGCUGAGGGUAUUCAAGAGAAACUGAGGAAUUUAACGCCAGAAAUGCAGGAUGCGUUCCUGCGAAUGGUGGAACUAUUAUACGAGCAGGAGAGCGCGAUGAUGCUCAAAUUUAUCGAAGAGAGCCGAGAUGAAAUGCACGAGACGGCCACCGAGAUACAGGAAGAUCAAGAAAGGUUACGCGCACAGUCGCGAGCAGCAACGGCAAGGGUGCAAUCUUCGCAUGAUCGUAAAGCAGUAAAGUCCUACCUCAAGCAAAGAGAUGGCCAAGUGGACAUUUUGUCUAAUCUGGACUCUUUCGAUGACGGGUUUGACGAGUAUCGCACAGGGAGCAGUGGGGGCUAUAGGAGUGCCAGCAGCGGGUACCGGUCUGGCUCCAGAGGGCACAGAAGGACCCAAACCGAGGAGCCCCAAUAUUCUACUGAAUACCAAAAACGCAAAGCAAAACAAGUCAAUCUCACUUCAUCUGGCGGUUUCUACGAGGUCGGCCCGCGGCGAAGUAAAUCUCCCGCCCCUAAUAUACAUUUGCCAGGUCGCGGUGGACAACAAGAGAAAAACAAACUUUUCACACCUCCCCCCAAGACGCCUAGCAGAGACAUCUUGACAAGUGCUUCAAGUAUCCAUAGAGUGCCAUCAGCUACAGAUAUAGAAAAAGAGAAAGAUGAAUUGUUCCGUAGUCUCCUUGGUGCUGACGCAAAAUUAGAAUCUGAACGGGAGAGGCAGGCUUCUCUCGUCCAGAAGAUAAAAGAGAAGAAAAAGGCAAAGAAAAUUGAAAAAGCAGAGAUAGUUAACGAAUUGCUAGAGCAAGCAUUGGUGCAUCAAGAAAAACACAAGAAAGACCGUGAAAGUCAGGAAAAUAAAUUCAAAGAGAGACUUUUGGAGAAAAAGAAGCGACGGGAAAAGUCAGCGCUUGAAGAUGACGAGGUGGAAGAUGCAGAGACUGAAAAGCAAAGAAAGAAAGAGAAGAAAAAGUUGGAAAGAUUGGAUUCAGUUGAAGUCAUAGACUUAGAUCAGGAUGAAACGAGAAAGAAAAAGAAAAACGAUAAAUCCGUAGCUAUACCAGAGGAGGAGGAAGGAGAAAGGAAAAAGAAAAAGAACAAAAAAAGUAAAAAGAAACAAGACAAGAAAGUACAAGAUGAAAACGAAUACUUAAAAGAAAAAGAAAAAAAGAAAAAAGAUAAAAACCAAGUGGAUCCAAUUGAAAUAGACAGUGACACUGAAUCAAAAGAGAAAAGGAAAAAAAGAAAAGAAAAAGAAAGACGAGAGGCAGAAGAAGCAGAAGAGCGACAAAAACAGAAAGAAAAGAAUAAGAAAAAGGAAAAAUACCAGGACGAGAUAAUAGACCUAGAGGACGACGAGGAAGAUAGAAAGAAAGAUAAGAAGAAAAGAACGAAACCAAAAGAUGAAGAAAUUAUAGAAGUUGAGGAUGAAGUUGUGGAAAAGGACAAGAAAAAGAAAAAGAAAGACAAAAACAAAAAUGACGAGGUUAUAAUUGAUAUAGGGGAUGAAGACACGGUAAAAGAAAAGAAGAAGAAAAAGAAAAUAUUAGGUUUUUAG